Molecule: messenger RNA, 5237 nt
Organism: Zootoca vivipara (common lizard)
Lineage: Eukaryota; Metazoa; Chordata; Lepidosauria; Squamata; Lacertidae
Gene: PDPK1
Product: 3-phosphoinositide dependent protein kinase 1
Biological process (GO): peptidyl-serine phosphorylation; intracellular signal transduction
Molecular function (GO): protein serine/threonine kinase activity; ATP binding
Source: RefSeq, a predicted model, not a curated record
GCGGAAGAGGGCAUUGUUGUGGCCGACGUCAUUCACGGAGGACGCGGGCGUCCCAUUGGGUCGGACUCUGGUUGGAGCGCGGCCGAGUCGUUCCCUCGUUCGGAGGGCGGGCAGACGGACGAGCAGCCCGUGCCCAUGGCCAGCACCGGCAGCCCCCUGUAUGAUGCUGUUCCAAUCCAGUCCAGCGUGGUUUUAUGUUCCUGCCCAUCACCAUCAAUGGUGAGGAACCAGGCAGAUCCCAGCCCUUCACCUGUUGCUGCUCCCUGUGGCAGCAGGCAGGGACUGAGCAUGGAGGGCACAACGGCUGAGCCAAGGGGAAGUGAAAAAUCCUUGCAGCAACCUCCACAGCCUCGAAAGAAACGCCCAGAGGACUUUAACUUUGUCAAGAUUCUGGGUGAAGGGUCUUUCUCAACAGUCUUCUUGGCCAGAGAAUUGUCUACCUCCAGAGAAUAUGCCAUUAAAAUUCUGGAGAAGCGCCACAUCAUAAAAGAGGGCAAGGUGCCGUGCGUGAAUAGGGAGAAAGAUAUAAUGUCUUGCCUGGAUCACCCUUUCUUUGUCAAUCUCUACUUCACCUUUCAGGAUGAUGAGAAGCUCUAUUUUGGUCUUAGCUACGCCAAAAAUGGAGAGCUUCUAAAAUACAUCCGGAAGAUUGGCUCAUUUGAUGAGACAUGUACUAGGUUUUAUACUGCUGAAAUUGUGUCUGCAUUAGAGUACUUGCACGGAAAGGGAAUCAUUCACAGGGACCUGAAGCCAGAGAACAUUUUGCUCAGCGGAGACAUGCACAUUCAGAUUACAGACUUUGGGACAGCAAAAGUAUUGUCUGCAGACAGCAAGCGAGCACGAGCGAACUCCUUUGUUGGGACAGCGCAGUAUGUGUCUCCAGAGUUGUUAACAGAGAAAUCUGCCUGCAAAAGUUCGGAUCUCUGGGCUCUUGGCUGCAUUGUAUACCAGCUUGUAGCAGGAUUACCACCAUUCAGAGCCGGAAAUGAAUAUCUCAUAUUCCAGAAGAUAAUCAAAUUGGAGUAUGAAUUCCCAGAGAAGUUCUUUCCGAAGGCAAAAGACCUCGUAGAAAAGCUCUUGGUCCAAGACGCUACCAAGAGGUUAGGCUGUGAAGAAAUGGGAGGAUAUGAGCCCUUGAAGGCCCACCCCUUUUUCGAAUCCAUCACCUGGGAGAAUCUGCAUCUUCAGACGCCACCCAAGCUCACUGCAUAUUUGCCUGCAAUGUCAGAAGAUGAUGAGGAUUGCUAUGGAAAUUAUGACAAUCUCCUGAGUCAGUUUGGCUGCCUGCAAGUGUCUGGCUCCGCCUCUUCUCAGUCCUUGUCUUCCCCGGAGACGUCCACCCCACAAACCUCAGGCAGCAGCAACAACAUAGAGCAAUACAUUCACAACCUCGACAGCAAUUCCUUUGAGCUGGACCUCCAGUUCUCUGAAAAGGAGAAAAGGUUACUCUUGGCAAAGCAGGCUGGUGGAAAUCCCUGGCACCAGUUUGUAGAAAAUAAUCUAAUACUGAAAAUGGGUCCAGUUGACAAACGGAAGGGGCUCUUUGCUCGCAGGCGUCAGCUGCUGCUCACUGAAGGGCCACACUUGUACUAUGUGGACCCUGUCAACAAAAUUCUGAAAGGAGAGAUCCCUUGGUCGCUGGAACUCCGGCCGGAAGCCAAGAACUUCAAGACCUUCUUUGUUCACACACCUAACAGGACAUACUACCUGAUGGACCCAAGUGGGAACGCUCAUAAAUGGUGCAAAAAGAUACAUGAGGUUUGGCGACACAUAUACCACCAGAACACUGCGAAAUGAGACUGCCCCCCCAGUGCCCUGCCUCCCUCCUUGCUGCUAGAGCGCCACAUGCUCCCAGCCUGAGGACUCUUCCCAGCCCAGCCUACAUCCAUCUCCAGGGCCAAAACUAGUUCCUUCUCUAAGGAAAAGCCCAACCAAUGGAAUUCAGGGUCGCUUUGCUUGCUUUUGUGCUUCUGUUGAGGCUUCCAAACACACACACACUUGCACAGCUCUCUUUGCUGCCGUGAGACUCCUUUGGCUUCUGCUGUAAACUGCUGACUUCAGUGUAGAUGAGUUAAGCCAAGCCACGCGCACAGCCCAGAUCAUGUGGGGCGGGAUUAUUACUGUGACUUUCCGAUUUUAUCAUGCAACUGUGUUUCGUCAGGGAGCUUUGAAACACCUCCGUGUGAGAGGCCACCAUUGUUUCUGCUGCCACUUCCUCCCUUCUAGUUGGUCUCUAGUUGGUAUCCAGCACUUGUAACCGCUGCUGCAAGCAGAUGGACGCCCUUGCCGAACCCUUCAGGCCAUGUCCAGUUGCAGGAUUCUCCAUGGAUGGUACUUCUAAUUGCAUGUUUUGCAGAUAGAUACACUCCGGCACAGGUGGUAAGAGAGGGAAAAUUUGAAUGUGGCACUUAAUCCUGGAAAUCAGAUUUCGUACAAUUUUAAACAUGGAAUUUUAAUUUGAUGCAUUUACAUGUUGAACUAAGGAGCAUUAAAGUUACCAGCAUGCUUUUAACUAAUACUAACUGAGAGGUUGCCUAGUUAGUACCAAGCUGUAUUGAUGUAGUAAAUAGACUCUUCACCUUUUCUGAAGAGGGGGAGCAGGGGAGCAAGCUGGUUCUUUCCAGGGUGGAGCACUGCAGGGGGCUGGCCUGUUGUGCCUGGGGAGAGAAGUGCGGUUGUACAACUGAUGACUUGAUUUGUUGUCUCUGUAUAAUGAGGUGUACAAAUAUAUUCCUGUCUUGUUCAAUGGCAAAGCGUCAGACCUUUUAGCAACUUUGAAAAUAUUUUACAUGAUUUAAAUAUAUUUAAGCCCCUCCACUAAUCAGACUAAUUGUUGUGUUUAUGUAAAAAUGUUGAUACAAAGGAGGGGAAGUGUAUGGUACUUGAGUCAUAUCUAUCAAAUGUUUCAUAUCGUUCUUUUGUCCUUUUCCUAUUAAACUGUUAUGGUCAAACAUUUCUUGUAACAUAGCAAAGAUAUUGCUUUCUCACUGCAAGCAUCCUUUCUCUAUGGUGUGCUCUGAUAUCUGGGUAGCCUAAGCUUUUUUUGCAGGGAGGGGAACAGGUUCUUGCCCAGACACUAGUUCUCUUUCUCACCCCCAAAAGUACUGUUACCACUUCUGUUCACUUUUCACUUGUACUGUAAGAUAUAAUAUUUCACUAGUGCUGAGCAAGACGUGUCAGUUUUAGGUUCCAUUUUGAAGGUGAGGUUUUCUCUUACCCUUAAAGUCAGGAGUAGACUUGGAAGUGGAGAGUGUCUGGUUGUUGCUGGAAAGAAGAGAAUCCGCUCUUUUCAAAGUUCCACCAGCACAAGGUGAAUAGCAGUUCUGGAGCAGAUGAGGCUGGUCUACUGUUAUCUAGUUCUGUCUACAAAUUGGACCAUUUUUCCUGUAAAGCUUUGACACACCCAUGUGUUUGUUCAUACAUGUACACUGUCUGCAAUAGCCAUCACAUGGAACUUCGAUGUAUUCUUUUCCUGCAGCCAGGCAGCACAACCAUGACUCUUAACAAGCCACCAGAAGUAGUGGAGCCAAGUAGAAGUGCUUUUGGCAGUGAGAAUCCCCUUCCAACAGCUGUCAGUCAUGCUGGUGGUUUUUCUUCCUUCCCCACCCCCCACCCCCUGGUAAAACUGAAUCCCAUCGGGUGAAAGCAAGUGGCAACUUAGCAUCACCCACAACUGUGUUAGAUUAUCUCAGGAGAUGUGCUAGGAAGCUCCUCUCUGGAAAAUGAUGACACACAGAGAUUUGACUUCUCCCAUGGAUGAUAAUUGUUGUGCACAAGUCAUCUCUCUAAUGAUUCAAGGAGUCUUUCUAGUAAGAAAUGUCCAGCAACAGUAUUAUGUUGGCAGAACUGCUCUGCGACUGCUCCAGAGGACACAUUUUUUCUGCUUGGCUUGCCUAAAUUUGCUGGCUGCAUCCUGCUAUUUACUUGGAUUAAGAGGAAGCAUCUCUGCCCCAUUAAAAAUGGUGUCCCAUCUCUUCCUGUCAGGCAGUCUCUCCCAGCCUUGAGUAGAGCCAGUGGGAGGACCAUAAGAAGAAUAGCACUAAAGGGGAAGAGCCAGUUUGGACCAAGGGGGAACAGACAGGAGGAGCAGAGAAGGGAAAAGAGAUCCAGUCAUCUCACUUUCACAGCAGGUCUGAAGCUUCAAAAGGCAAGAAAGCGGAAAUGCUGGUUCAGGUGGCUGAGUGGACAUCUUUAGAGUAGGUGAUAAUAUAAUAUAAUUCAAGUCUGGACUAGGGUUGAGGUAUCUAGUUAACAGCACUCUCCAUACUCCUGCUCUCAAGUAAAUCAUCUCUCUUCAGCCACUUUCCGGACAAGUGCAAUAGUCUUAAAAGCCGUGUUUGUCACAGUUAGUUCACACUGCUGCAAAUAUUAGACCUUGGGAGGCGGGUAGCAUUUUGCUGUUGCAUUUGACUGUAUUACUAAACUGCUUUGAGGGGUGGUUGUGGUUGUUGUUUUUACUAUCAAGUGUAUAUAAAUAAACAACACAUAAGGCUGAGUGUUUUGGAAAAAGUUCUGUUGAAAUUACCACAUAGACAACACCAUCAGGUAUUUGGUCCAGGAAGACAAGCUGGGUCUGCUAACUCGUAAAACGGUGGCACAAACUUUUUGUGCCCCAAACCCAGCCUCUGACUCUGCUUCUGACUUGCCUCAGAUUCACCCUCCUUCUGCAUUGUGAAAGAACUAGAAUUGUUUGGAAGCUUCCCAUCAGUUAAGGAGCGAACUAAUGUGUGAAAAGCUUGUUUCAGUUUAUGCAAACUUGUUUCUGAAGUCCAUGAAGCUCAAAGUGAAAGUUCCAAAUGGGAAGCUCUGGGUUUUUCAGGCAUUAAUUCUGGUUAUAGAAAUAAACAUGAGACCUAGGUUAGUAUCUUCAGUGAUGAAUUAUUUCAUGGGGUAGUGAUAUAAAUUAGCUUGGGAUAGCUAAUUCUUGUCUACAAUUAUUAUAAGCAAUUGCAACCUUUUGGUAUGCAUGGUACUUAGAAGCAAAUCCCACUGAGUCUAUGGGACCUACUCCCAGGUAAGUGUACAUAGGAGUGCACAUACUUUUAAGUGGUGAUCAAGCCUCUCCAAUAGUAAAAGUUGUAGCAAUAUCCAGUUUUAUUGCUACUUCAUAGUUUCAUUAUAGGGGUAUUUAUUUCUGAGCUUUUUCCUCUUAAAAUUUGAGUUCCUUCUGUUGCUGCAUGAUGAUGCUUAUGUCUGCAGACUGUUUCUAAUCCCAGAUAAUAAAACCCUCCUGUUUA